AUGACCACCCACGUCGUCUCCCUCGCUAGUUUCCUCCCGUAUACCGUCGAUUUCCACGAGUCCAAGUCCAACCCCCCAAGCCCGCCAGACGCCGCUCCCCCGAAGCUGAGCGAGACCGCCCGCGAGUCCUCCGCUACUAGUAUAGCCAAAUCGCGGCCCGUCAGCAAGAAUGCAGCUGAGGAGCAGACCCCGAGCCUCCUUAAGCGGGCGCCGCCGACACACAUCCAGCUGCCCAAGACGCCCAUGCGUAUGACGGAGCAUGAGGACUUCUUCACGCCCGGCCAGCCCAGCGCGGCCACGCACUUCCCCAAGCCAGCAGACCCCCGGGGCCUGGUACGUAGCGAUGCCCAUGUCCCCGAAUGGGGUACUACCGGUCUCUUCUUCAACCAGCCCAUGUCCAGGGCCGAGCCAGCGCCCCCCGACACCAUCCUCGAAUACGCAAAGGCGCAGGAGCGGGCGCAGGCCCAGAAGGAGCGCAUGAAGGGCUCUCACGCCGGCAAGCCUACAACGGACCCGCGAUGGGCCACCGAGUACUCCGUCGUGCCAGCUGUCCAGGGCAACGGCGGCCUGACCAACGCGCUGCGCUGUGCCGUGGACAACAAAUGUAUUAGUGACACCAUCACUGUCGGCUUGAUCGGAUUCCCCACAGACAGCUUGAACGAGGAGAAGAAGACGGAGAUCUACGAGAAGCUUGAGGAGGAGCAGGACGCGCUCACCGUCUUCGUCAGCGAUAAGGACUUCGAUGGCCACUAUGCGCACUACUGCAAGACCAUCCUGUGGCCAGUCUUCCACUACAUCAUCCCCGACCACCCCAAGAGCAAGGCUUUCCUCGACCACUCAUGGGUCUUCUACGUCAAGGUCAACCAGGCCUUUGCCGACAAGGUCGUCAAGAACUACAAGCGCGGAGAUGUCAUCUGGAUCCACGACUACCACCUGUGUCUGGUCCCACAGAUGAUCCGCGAGAAGCUUCCAGAUGCACAGAUCGGCUUCUUCCUCCACACUGCGUUCCCCUCCUCCGAAGUCUUCCGCUGCUUGGCCGCGCGGAAGGAGCUGCUCAACGGCAUGCUCGGGGCGAACCUAGUCGCUUUCCAGACACCAGAGUAUUCCCACCACUUCCUGCAGACGUGCAGUCGAAUUCUCUCCGUCGAGGCUACUGAGGACGGUGUCCAACUUGAGAACCGCUUCGUCAACGUACACUCAUCGCCUAUCGGCAUUGAUCCUCGCGCUCUCGCCCUGGCCCGCGAGGAACCUGAGGUGCUAGAGUGGAUUCAGACCAUGCAGAAGCGGUACGAGGGCAAGAAGGUCAUCGUUGCUCGCGACAAGCUCGACAACAUCCGUGGUGUCAGGCAGAAGCUGUUAGCGUUCGAGUUGUUCCUCAACAAGAACCCCGAGUGGAAAGACAAGGUUGUUAUGAUCCAAGUCGCCACAUCUACCACCGAAGACACUGAACUCGCUGCAACCGUCUCAGAGAUCGUCACUCGCAUCGACGCGGUUCACUCAACCUUGACGCAUAACCCUCUCGUCUUCCUGAGGCAGGAUAUCGCUUUUUCGCAAUAUCUCGCGCUUCUUUCCAUUGCCGAUGCCCUCGCGAUUACCAGUCUUCGUGAAGGCAUGAACCUUACUUGCCACGAAUUCGUCAUCUGCCAGGACGGUCGCGCGAGUCCAAAGAAGCACGGUCCUGUCAUCCUCAGUGAGUUCACCGGAAGUGCUUCAGUCUUCCAAGGUGCCGACUUGGCUGUGAACCCCUGGGACUACAACAGCAUCGCACAAGCGUUCAAGGUCGCCUUGGAGAUGACUGAUUCCGAAAAGGAACGCAGAUAUACCAAGUUGCGCGAUACGGUUAUGCACCAGACUGGCGACUUCUGGGUUAACAACCUCAGCUGCCAUCUCUCAAAGGUCCACGAGGAGCAGUUCAAGCGCGACACCAUGUCCAUUCCCCGUCUUUCGUCCAGCAAUCUUGCGCGUACCUACCAGGCAUCUCAGCGACGACUCUUUGUACUCGACUACGAAGGCACCCUCGCAUCCUACGGAUCUGUUAACAACACCGUCCUGGCGAACACCGAGCGUGUCAUUGUCGUGCUGAACGACCUUGUUGCUGAUGACAAGAAUGAUGUUUACGUCAUGACUGGACGUACUGUUCGAGAGACUGAGCUCAUCUUUAACCGCGUGCGAGGUCUCGGUCUCAUCGCGGAGAACGGUUGCUUCUUGCGCGAACCCAGCGCGAAAGAAUGGAUACAAUUUCCCGACGAGGAGAAGACUGUGAAAUGGAAGGACUCCGUCAAGCCCAUCUUGCAGUACUAUCUCGAGCGUGUCGAGGGCAGCUGGGUUGAAGAGCGCCACUGCUCCAUGAUCUUCCACUACAGAGCGCCCAACGACAAGGAUGACUCCGCAAGCCGACAUGCUGGUGACUGCGCUAAUCACAUUAACGAUGCAUGCGAGCAGCAGCGCAUAAAGGCGGUUCCCACCAAGGACUCAGUUGUCAUCGAGCCGAUCGACUUUGACAAGGCCUCCGCUUCACAAUACAUCUUCAGCAAGUACCCUGAGAAGGGUCGACCUGACUUUGUGUUUGCCGCUGGAAACGACCGAAGUGACGAGGGUGUGUUCCGCUGGGCAGAGCAGCUGAAGGAGGAAUGGAAGGUUCCCAAUGUUCAGACCGUCACCGUCGGUGACCGCAACUCAAUCGCCAUGUCGACAUUGCCCAACGGCGCAACCGGUCUUCUCGGCGCCCUGAGCAAACUCGCGAAGAACCCUCGUACACCUUGA
Alternaria novae-zelandiae is the source of this 2763-nucleotide messenger RNA. RefSeq lists its product as uncharacterized. Gene Ontology annotation, molecular function: catalytic activity. NCBI's taxonomy places the organism in Eukaryota, Fungi, Ascomycota, Dothideomycetes, Pleosporales, Pleosporaceae. The coding region runs from base 1 to 2763 and encodes 920 amino acids. The transcript has 3 exons. Gene Ontology annotation, cellular component: alpha,alpha-trehalose-phosphate synthase complex (UDP-forming); cytosol. The record is from RefSeq and is a predicted model, not a curated record. Gene Ontology annotation, biological process: trehalose biosynthetic process.